Messenger RNA from Passer domesticus (house sparrow), 616 nucleotides. It is a transcript of the gene NHLH1, whose product is annotated as nescient helix-loop-helix 1. NCBI's taxonomy places the organism in Eukaryota, Metazoa, Chordata, Aves, Passeriformes, Passeridae. The record is from RefSeq and is a predicted model, not a curated record. Gene Ontology annotation, molecular function: DNA-binding transcription factor activity, RNA polymerase II-specific; RNA polymerase II cis-regulatory region sequence-specific DNA binding; protein dimerization activity. Gene Ontology annotation, biological process: regulation of transcription by RNA polymerase II.
UUGUCCCCUCUGGAAUUGUCCCCUCUCCCCGUGACCAUGAUGCUGAACUCGGAGCCGCCCGCCCUCGACGUCCCCCCGUCCCUGCCGGUCCCCGAGCCCUCCCUGGGUGCCGGUGCCGGCUCCGGCGGCGCGGGCCCGGCCGGGAAGGAGCCGCUGAGCCGCGAGGAGCGGCGGCGCCGGCGCCGGGCCACGGCCAAGUACCGCACGGCGCACGCCACGCGCGAGCGCAUCCGCGUCGAGGCCUUCAACGUGGCCUUCGCCGAGCUGCGGCGCCUGCUGCCCACGCUGCCCCCCGACAAGAAACUGUCCAAGAUCGAGAUCCUGCGCCUGGCCAUCUGCUACAUCUCCUACCUGAACCACGUCCUGGACGUCUGACCCGCCCGUCUGUCCGUCCCUGUGUCCGUGUGUCCAUCCGUGUGUCCGUGUGUCCGUCCCUGCUGCCCACGCUGCCCCCCGACAAGAAACUGUCCAAGAUCAAGAUCCUGCGCCUGGCCAUCUGCUACAUCUCCUACCUGAACCACGUCCUGGACGUGUGACCCGUCCGUCUGUCCGUCCCUGUGUCCGUCUGUCCGUCCCUGUGUCCGUCUGUCCAUCCGUGUGUCCGUGUGUCCGUCCG